ACCCCCUCUCUAUCUCUCUAUUCAGCUAAAACAGAUGAAGUCCUGCGUGCCAAGGUGAAGAGAGAAGAGGAGACCAAAAAGGCAAAGGAUGAAGCGGGGAUGUCUCUGGAGCAGCAGGUGAUGCGGAUAAAGGACAUCGAGGCCAUCGAGAGCGACUCUUUUGUUCCUCAGGCUUUCAAAUCAUCCCGGGAGGCCCAGAAGGCCCCAGAGCUGGUGGAGGUGAAGAAGGAGUCGGUGAGUUCUGAUUGGUCGUCUGAGCAGCAAGCUCAGGGCCCUCUGCCCACCACCAUCAUCUACAACGACAACGAUGGAGACACUCUGGCCCACCCCAGCUUGUUCCUGGAUAAGGAGGCGGCCGAGGAGCUGUGGCUGAACAGACUGGUCUCCCUGCGCCAGGAGAGGCUCAUGGGAAGUCCUGUGCCAUGAAGCGGACAAAACCAUCCCUCUCAGAACCAGUCUAACUAGGACCGCAGAACCAUCUCUCUCAGAACCAGUCUAACUAGGACCGCAGAACCAUCCCUCUCUGAACCGGUCUAACUAGGACCGCAGAACCCACACUCCUACCUUGACUCAGAAGCCGAACUGCAGGACCCUGACCACAAAUCCCAAAUUGCAGAACCAUCACUAAGAACCCACACUAAAGAACCAACAGGGUUGCUCUCCCUGUCUCAGAACCCUGAUUUGAUCUGUUACUCUGUUACUGCUGAACGAGGUGAUUAGGUGGACACAAGUUCAUCAACUCAAAUGUGUGACAAACGGCCCUGAUGUCUGGGAAAGAAAGCCUUAGUGUGUUUACUGUGCGAGUAGUGGAAGUCUGCUCCCCACAGCCCUGAGUGAACUGAUGGUAGUGUUUUAAUUAGGAGAUAAUUAUGUGUUUGUCAAGCAGACUGGCUUUAACAGUAAUGCCAGCGGUAACAGAAAUACCCUGCUGUGAUCCUAAGUUCUUCUGAGAUCAUUAUGUGUUUUUGGAUUUUUACCUCAAUAAACCUUUAAAUGGCA
Messenger RNA from Clupea harengus (Atlantic herring), 999 nucleotides. RefSeq names its product arginine/serine-rich coiled-coil 1 (gene rsrc1). Gene Ontology annotation, biological process: alternative mRNA splicing, via spliceosome. Gene Ontology annotation, cellular component: cytoplasm; nucleus. The record is from RefSeq and is a predicted model, not a curated record. Bases 100 to 426 code for a protein of 108 amino acids. The transcript has 4 exons. NCBI's taxonomy places the organism in Eukaryota, Metazoa, Chordata, Actinopteri, Clupeiformes, Clupeidae.